CUAGGGAAAGUAUAUAAAGUGCUCAAAUUCCCUUCUUAGACCCCUUAGUUCGAAUUUCCCCCCUCCCCCUCCUCAAUUAAUUUUAGUUUAAUACCCACGUCUUCAUACAACCAGCAUUAAAAUGUCAGCUCCAGUCAAGGUCUUCUUCAAAGGUGAACACAGAGACUUCAUAGUCUUUGUCGAAAGUCAUGAUAUUAUCGAAAAGUACCAGAAGGACCCAUCUGUUCCAUUGUCCAGCGUUGUUGCUGGUGGUUUCAAAGUGUAUACUCCAAACACUGGAAGAGGCUCUGAAGGUGUAUUGGAUGAAGCUUCCGAUUUGGACCUGGAAUCAGAAUUCCACACAAAGGUUAUUGAAGAUAUCAUUGUCAAGAUUUGUAAAAACGGUGAAUACAAAAGCUCUCCAGAUGUCAACAACAAGACAUGGACAUCAACGAAUGAUUCGAAAUAUGGUCAUUGAUGAAAGCAGAUGAGCAUUGGCCAGUAAAUAAAGAAAAAGGAAAACGAAUCAAUACUUUGAUCCAGCUAGUAUCGACUUCAAUGCAUCUCCAAAGACUAUAGAUGUCUUUCUCAUAAGUGAAACUCUCUUUUUUGUAGUGUCUUUAUUCAAUUGCGCAUGCAGAUCCUCGUCUU
Williopsis jadinii is the source of this 630-nucleotide messenger RNA. RefSeq names its product Rtc3p (gene RTC3). Bases 122 to 457 code for a protein of 111 amino acids. The record is from RefSeq and is a predicted model, not a curated record. The transcript has a single exon. Lineage: Eukaryota; Fungi; Ascomycota; Saccharomycetes; Phaffomycetales; Wickerhamomycetaceae.